Astyanax mexicanus (Mexican tetra) is the source of this 5653-nucleotide messenger RNA. It is a transcript of the gene cdhr2, whose product is annotated as cadherin related family member 2. Bases 179 to 4108 code for a protein of 1309 amino acids. The record is from RefSeq and is a predicted model, not a curated record. Gene Ontology annotation, cellular component: plasma membrane. The transcript is spliced from 31 exons. Gene Ontology annotation, biological process: homophilic cell-cell adhesion. NCBI's taxonomy places the organism in Eukaryota, Metazoa, Chordata, Actinopteri, Characiformes, Acestrorhamphidae. Gene Ontology annotation, molecular function: calcium ion binding.
GGAGUGUGUGUGCGGGGUGUGAGGAGCUCAGACGAGCUAACCCGUGCUGCUCCCGUGUUAAUGAUAUACGUUUACAGCAGCGAGACGGCAAUCAACAGAUCUGUCUCAGGCAAAGGUGCCUCCACAGCCUCAGUCCACCCACACACCCUUCAGAGGAGCAUCCAGAACACCAGCCGAGAUGUCGGACGGUUGGAGAAUGAGGAACUCGCUGCUUCUGCUCUUAGGCUUCUUUAUCACCUGUUACUGCCAGACUGUGCCGACCAUCACCAUGAAAGUAGUGCAGCAUGUGCGAGAAGAUAAACUCCCAGGUGAAUUUGCGUUCCAGAUUGAAGCGUUUGAUCCGGAUGAUGACGUGCUGACGUACGGUAUAAGAGACCGGUUCGAUUACUUCACUGUGAAUUCUGCCACCGGCGGAGUUUUCAUCAAAAAUCAGCUGAACAGAGAGGUUCGAGAGUUCUUCACUGUGGAAGUGAUCGUUAAUGACGGAGUUUACUCUGACGUCACAAAAGACAUCACCAUUAUUGUGGACGAUGCAAAUGACAAUGCGCCAGUGUUCCAGAACCUACCGUACAACAUUAAAGUUAAAGAGAACACGCCUGUAAACAGUAUAAUUCUGACCGUCUAUGCCACGGAUGAGGACCAGAACACGGCUGGAAUCGUCAGUUACGCAAUCUACGAUGUCAUCCCGUCUGAUAGUAUAGGCAUGUUCUCCAUCUCCAAGGAAGGAGACAUGGGGGCGAUCAAACUGCUGGAGCCGAUGAGCUUCACUGAUAAAAGCGUGUUUUAUCAGAUUAUGAUCAACGCUUCUGAUGGUGGUGGGGAGUUAUUUGGAAACCAUGUGGUUCAGUGGACCCCCACCACAGCUUUCAUCACAGUGAUCGAUGUUCCAGAUCUUGAUCCUGUGUUCGUAAACCUGCCGAGCAUGAUCACCGUCAAUGAGAAGUCAGCUGUGGGAACAUCUGUAUUUAAGGUCCAAGCCAGAGAUCCAGAUACAGGAAUAAAUGACAAAAUCUAUUACAGCAUUGAAGAUACUAACGCAGAAGAUUUGUUCGAGAUCAACAGGGAGGAUGGUAUCGUUUACAUCAAGACUGUAUUUGACCGAGAAGAACUCCUGCACAUUGACGGUGUUGUAAAACUCACUGUUAAGGCAACUGAAGCCAAUCUCAACGUGGACAAUAUCUAUGCUUACACGACGGCGAUACUGCAGAUCACCAUCGGAGACAUUAAUGACAACGGGCCGAGCAUUUACAAGUGUGAAAAUGGCACGUGCACGGAGUCCAACAGCUUCACCGGAGACAUCGACGAGCACUCGUCCGUGGGUCUGUCCAUCUCAGGCUUUAACAUGAGGGUGAAGGACCCCGACCUGGGUGAUAACAGCCGGUUCGAGCUGCACCUCGAGGGACCAGACAAGGACGCCUUCUCCGUCUCCCCCAGACUGGGCAUCUCGGAGAGUGAUGUGCUGAUCCUGGUCAGGGACCCCGUGGCUGUCGACUACGAGAUUAAAACUACGAUGACGGUGGAGGUUGUUGCGUCAGACCCCAACAUUGCUGAGUUUGUGGCUCGGGCUACAGUCACCAUCCAGAUCAACGACAUUAAUGACAAUAUUCCAGAGUUUGAGCAGGAUGCUUAUAAACUGGAGGUGGAGGAACACUGCCAGGAUGGAACCAUUGUGGGAACAGUGACGGCGACAGACGCUGACGCCCUGGACGAUGGUAAACUCACUUACAGGCUGCUCCCGGAGAGCAUACUCAAUUUGUUUGACGUCUUCCCGAAUAACGGCACAGUUUACGUGGUAAACGGGAAUUUGUUGGAUCGGGAACGCACCAACUCCUACUCACCCACCCUGCAGGCCAGAGACUCUGGAGGAAACCUGGGCUCCACCGUGCUGGAGAUCACCAUCCUCGACAUCAAUGACCAGACCCCCACCUUCUAUAGAGACUACGAACGUUUCAUCAAAGAAAACAACGUCUUUACAAUCCAAGUGGAGGCUAGAGAUGAUGAUGAGCCAAACACACCCAACAGCAAAAUCCAGUACGGAAUAGAGGACAGCCAGUACAGUGGCAACUUCACCAUUGACGUGGACACUGGGGAGAUAAUGAGCAUCGGCAUUCUGGACCGAGAGGCCAUUGAGCCGGAGCUGGACGGAGUGAUUAAACUCAACGUGACGGCUACAGACAUGGGCGUACCACCACUAUCGUCCUGGGUCAUGGUGGUUAUCAAUGUUGACGACGAAAACGACAACACGCCUAUUUACCUGGACUCAGAGUACACCUUCCACGUGAAAGAAAGUGAAAGUGGUAUACUUGUGGGCUACGUCCGGGCUCGUGAUGCUGACCAGACCGAGUACAACAACCGCACGUCUUUCCGCAUCACUUCCGGCAGCCUGGGCAGCUUCCUGUGCAUCUCAGAGCCCGACGGCGACGGCUACCAAGGCGCCAUCAUGGUGGACCCGGACGUGGAGCUGGACUACGAGAGCGAUCGCAAGAGCUACACUCUAACGGUGGAGGCCACGGAUCUGGGCCAGAGGAAGGCCGUGGUUACGGUGCACGUGGAGGUGGAGGACGUCAACGACACACCCCCUAUCUUCCCACCAGACCUGAUCAUGAGCAUCGAGGAGAACUCCCUGCCGCCAGCGUUCGUCGGUGUGAUCGAAGGAAGUGACGUCGACACCAACCACUCUCUGAUCUACGAACUGGUUUCCACACGAUGCCACUGCAACAAAACCUGGGGCGUCUGCGAAGAGGAGUGGUUCACGCUGGAGCCCACCGGCAUCGUCAGGACCGCCGCAGAUCACGUGAUCGAUUACGAGAAGUGCGACCAGGUGGAGAUGACGGCCAAAGUGAUUGACCUUUACACGGAGAAGAACAGCAACAGCACCGAGGGUAUUGUUAUGAUAAACAUAAUAGAUAUGAAUGACAACCCACCUGAGUUCAUCCAAGAGCAGGACUUUUUCGUUGUGCUCUCGGAGAGCGUGGAGCAGGACUCGUCUGUUGCUGCGGUUCAUGCCACAGACAAAGAUACAGGAGAGAACGCAAAGAUCACGUUUCACGUUGUAGAUGUGGAGUUUCUUGGUGCCAAUGCUGGAGAUAAGCCCGAGCCAAUCAGCCUCAUUUUCUUCGCCGAGACCAAUGAGCAGCCGGACGCUCUGGGGAACUAUAACGGAGUUAUCAAGUCCCACCAGUCUCUGGAUCCUGACAGAAAAGGGAAGUACCUGGUGAAAGUGAUGGCGAAAAACCUGGAUCUCCACACCAACGAAACCAUCGAGCUCAUUACAGUCGAUAAGUCCUUUAGGGUGGGUCUCCGGUUUGAUUCGCCAGUCGCAAAUGUCAACGAAAACUUGGUGUACAUUAGAAGAGCCCUGAUAGGUGCCACAAAAGCAAUGGUGCAUGUGGUUAAGGUGUCGACUGAGACAGUAAGGAACGCACAGAGGAAAGAGGUGACUCUUCUGGAGGCGUACUUCGUGUUUCCUAACGGGACGGCUCUGGACUCGGACUCUGUGGGCUCUAUCCUGAACACGCAGGAAGUGUAUGAAGAGUUUGGUGUCAUACUGCAGGGGUAUGGCCUCACUGGCAUUUUGACGACCACCUUCGACCCUCAGGAGGACAAGCUGGAGGUCUUCAUCAUGAUCGGACUGGUGGGAGCCCUCGUGAUUGUUCUAGUGGUCAUGACUACCUCACUCGUGUGCAUUAGGAGAAGCUACCGGAGGAAACUGAAGGCAGCCAAGGCCAUGAACAAGGCGGCCAUGGUGGCAGCAGAGAGCCAGAAGGCGGGACCUGUCGUUCCCGGCACCAACAAAUACACUAGAGAGGGUGCAAACCCAGUGCUGAACCUGAAUAUUGACUCCACUACUGAUCUGGGCUUUGAUGAGGAUGGAUCCAGUGCAGACAGGGAGAGCCUCAAUUCGCUGGACUACAACUUCGACAUGGGCAUGACACAUGAGAAAGACACGAUGGCAAUGACGAUCAUUGAGGAAGAAGAGGAGAAUAUGGGUGAAUCUACAUACAUUGAGCCGCUGGGAGCAGCACUGGCGCAGAGAGGGAAGAAGAAAGGCCCAGAGAGCACCAGCCUCACCAUUGCCAACCCAUCACUAAACACCACGGACCUCUAAAACUGUACCAGCCAGCUACGUCCUGCACUCUCGAACUCAACUCCAUCAUCUGACCUUCAGAUCUUCAGGGAGUUUUCAGUAAAAUCAGCUGCCAUUAAUGUAUUUAGCUUUCAGCUCUAAAGCAGACACAACCCUUAAUCUGAUAUGUGGCCUAUAUGUCUAUAUAUAAUACAUCAUUAGCAGAUAUUUAAUUCAUUAGGAAUUGAAGGGGAGGAGGGAGAGGGAGGAGUCACCACGUAUGCCUUCAGAAUUAAUUAUAUGCCAAUGCUGCUGCAUUUUGACCAGUGUUUCUGUUUUAUUAAGGACUAAAAAAAAGUAAGAAUCUGACCUAAAACUACUGUUUAUUGUGGUAUUAUUAUGUUCCGUUCCUUAGACUUACUUUUUAAAUUUUCGGUUUGAUCAGUGUUCUCUGACUACAUUUCCCAGAAUGCAUUAUGCUUAUAUGUUAUACAACCAUUGAGAUAUGAGAUAUGAUUACACUUAUAAUCUAUAAAAAGUAUAUCAUUGUACCCAGAAAUGUAAUGAAACUUGGUGGGAAGACGUGAAGUGACUCUUUUGUCCCGCUUUUGUCUUGGUGGAGAUCUAAAUGUUUUUUCAUGGUUUUUCAUUACAGGCACUUUAACAACAGCACAAUGUUAAGUCCUGCAACCAGUGUCUCUACCUUUUCCUUAACUUACACACUACAGUGAACUAUUCCUGUAGGACUAAUUAUGACUAUAACCAUUCUAGCAAAAGUGCAAGUUUACAUCUUAGGCCUUAGAAUAAAAUUUUAGUCUGUGGAAAAUAAGCACCAGGAUUCUUGUACACGAUUCUGUACAAUCUGUCCCUAAAAAGAGAGGUGUUUCAAAGAAUUUGGCCUGGGAAACUGUACAGACUGUUCAAAUCAACUGUAUAGAAGAUUAAUAAUCAUUAUUAGCACAGAUAUAUAAAGAUGGCACCAUUUCUCACUUUGGUCACAGUGUUCUUUUACACUAACUGUGGCUUAUGGCCAAAUUCAAUUAGACCAACAAUUUAUAUAAAUGCCCUAUUAAUGCUAAGUGCACUUUAGCCUGGGAUUUACAGAGAGAGAGAAAAAGAGAGAGAGAGAGAGCUCAGAACAUUGCUCUGAAAAAAUUAUGAUAGUCCUAAAUACUGUUUUUAUGUGUUUUUAAUUGCAUUUUGGCUGCACUGUAAAUCAUUGUUGUGUUUUUUACAGCUUUGUUUUUUAUACAUAUUUGAUUGUACCCUCUUUUUAAUCAAAAUGCCAGAUGAUGCUGCUAUUGUUGAUGCAUUUCACAGACGCCGUGUUGACAAACUCUGGUCCCUUUUAAUAAAAGCUAUAGAAAGUUUAACCCUUUAAAACCAUGUUUGCCAAAGCUGCCAAAUCAGAUUUUGUAAAUAAAUUGUACUGAACUUAAGGUACAUUUAUAGUGUCCUUGAUGUUUUAUUGAUGUGAAUUUUGCCAACAGAAUUGUAUUAUUUGUUAAGGCAGUUUAACUGCUGUGUACAUAUACCUUAUAUUGUGAAUAAAAUGAAAUUAUGAAAUAAAGUGCAAAUUAAAUUAUA